AUGCCGUGUUUUCCCAAUCUUCAUUCCCUCCAUAUUCAAUUUCAAUCAAAUGCUACCGUGUUUCGCGACAGUCUUGAUAUACUAUUUGAUGCUCAACUAAGACCUGAUUUUAAAUUACUUCCUCGUCAUCGUCCUCAAACUGCAGUAUGUACAUGUUCUCAAUUAACUGAGUUUACAUUAUUUAAAUCAUCUAUUGAAUUUUUUAUUUAUGAUAUCAAAUUUAUUCUUGCUUAUAUGAAAAAUUUAAUUAAAUUAACCUUAAGUAUUCAUGAUACAUUUGAUCUACGAUUUUGUUAUGGUUUCAAAUUUGAAUCAAUUUUAAGUGGAUGUCUUCUACAUCUUCGUCAAUUUCACUAUACAAUGACUCAUCCAAUAGCUAAUUAA
This is a messenger RNA of Rotaria sp. Silwood1, 384 nucleotides long. The record is from the annotation of a GenBank genome assembly. NCBI's taxonomy places the organism in Eukaryota, Metazoa, Rotifera, Eurotatoria, Philodinida, Philodinidae.